Messenger RNA from Mesoplodon densirostris (Blainville's beaked whale), 1087 nucleotides. RefSeq names its product E3 ubiquitin-protein ligase RNF114-like. Lineage: Eukaryota; Metazoa; Chordata; Mammalia; Artiodactyla; Ziphiidae. Gene Ontology annotation, molecular function: ubiquitin protein ligase activity. Gene Ontology annotation, biological process: protein polyubiquitination; ubiquitin-dependent protein catabolic process. The transcript has a single exon. The record is from RefSeq and is a predicted model, not a curated record.
AGCAAGAUGGCGGCGCAACUGCCAGACCGUGAUGGUGGUUCGCAGCUGGCAGGGCCCGCAGCGGAGGCCGACCCCCUGGGCCACUUCACGUGUCCCGUGUGCCUAGAGGUGUAUGAGAAGCCGGUGCAGGUGCCCUGUGGACACGUCUUUCUCUCUGCAUGCCUGCAGAAAUGUCUGAAGCCGAAGAAGCCUGUCUGUGGGGUGUGUCGCAGCACUCUGGCACCUGGUCUCCGAGCCGUGGAGCUCGAGCGGCAGAUUGAGAGCACAGAGACUUCUUGCCAUGGCUGCCAUAAAAAUUUCUUCCUAUGCAAGAUCCGUGCGCAUGUGGCUACCUGUUCCAAAUACUAGAAUUACAUCAUGGAAGGUGUGAAGGCCACCACCAAGGAUGUGUCCCUUCAGCCAAGAAAUGUCCCAAACCGUUACACUUUUCCUUGUCCUUACCGUCCCGAGAAGAAUUUUGAUCAAGAAGGACUUGUAGAACACUGCAAGUUGUUCCAUAGCACGGACACUAAAUCUGUGGUUUGUCCGAUAUGUGCCUCGAUGCCCUGGGGAGACCCUAACUACCGCAGCGCCAACUUCAUAGAGCACAGCCAACGCCGGCACCGGUUUUCUUAUGACACUUUCGUGGAUUACGACGUGGAUGAGGAGGACAAGAUGAACCAGGUGCUGCAGCGCUCCAUCAUCGACCAGUGAGCAGGCUCUGCUGGGGCUCAUGUUCCAGAGCUUCCAUUACGUGUUCAGCGGGAAACGUGUGACUCCUCCACCUAAAUGUACAAUAGACCUGGAAGUGAGCCGUGGUAUUAAGACAGGGUCACUUCCGACGGGGAACAAGUCCCCAGAGCAGAGCCCUCCUUUCCUUUGGGCUCUUCCCCUACUGUUUACCCUGCUUGUCACAUGUCUGGUCUUGCUCCUCAGCCACGUCCUGCAGCUUCUGCCUCCUUUUUGGAAGGGAACCCAGCUUCUCCACCUGUCCUUGUUUCACAUUUGAGCCUCGUGUUCGAUGUUGACCUCUCAGGUCCUCUGAGCCAGCCAGGACCUUUUCUGGGUCAUGAAUAGCACAGAUGAGACAAGCGUCUCCUCUCCUUGU